AGGAGAGAGGAGAAAGAGGUCAGAAUCUCGGUUCUCAUCACAUUGGAGCCACCAAGAGAAAAGCUUCAGGUCUGCAGCAUCAUCAAGUCAUGACUGUGGGGCUAAGGUCUUUGAUUAAAUAUUGGUGUAAAAGUGAGAAAAUUUCAACUCAAUAAAGCGCAUAAACUCCAAAACUGACUAUUUUUUUCUAUUUAUAUCAUGUUUAAAGGUGUUUUUCAAGCAGAAAUAGAAAAUCAUUUGUUGUUAUUUGUGAUGGAAUGAUACAUAUUUUCAUCAUCUCUAAAACUCCUGCUUCCCUCCAUCAUUACUCCUCAGGUCCAACAGGAACCAAAAGUUUUUAGAUCAUUUUUUAGCUUCAUCCAAGAAAAUACCCCCUAACUACCAUUAUUUUAAUCCAUCUGAAUGGAUCUUUUUGGACCUGUCGUGCGCGCCUCCGCAUCAGCACACAAAUUCGCUCAGGCAUCCUCUUUGUGCGCCCUCCCUCUUCGUGUGGGGGCUCCGCGUCUGCGCAUUUAUCUCCUUCACCGUAUUUCGAUUUUACGCGCAGAAUCAUUAAGCUUCAUUUUUCUGCAAAACGCUGUCAGUCUUUUUUCUGUGCUUCAGCUCGCCUCGGUGUCAUUUUUUACCCUUCCCAUCAUCCACCUCGUCCUUCUUCUUUACCAGUGGAGUUGGUGAGCGGCACACCCCCGGCCUGACCCCGGCCUAACAAAGCCAACUACUAGUCACUGUCUGGCAUGCUUUUAUCCCUUUGUUUCUCGCGUGGCCUCGCUGACCGGCCGCGGUUUUUGUUGUCCAUCCUUUGAGCGGCCACAAGGCCAAAUAUGGCUCCACGGUUUUUCAAUAUGGACCAGAUUAAUUUUUCAGCUCACGCCAUCUGUGGGAGUCGAAAAAAGAAGUCCAGGCAGCUCGGAGUGAUAAAUCAGGGGCUGCUGUGCGUAAAGACGGGAUGAGAGGAUGGACAGACACGCGGACAGAUUAAUGAUUUACUGCGUUUUCUUGAUAGCUUUUUGUCAGCGUCCACAAACGUUCAAUUACGGCCAUUUUCCCAGCGAGCAGAUCUCCAUUAGCUCCCUGAUGAACAUUUUUUUGUCCUCCAAAUUAUCCCAUUACAUCUGACAUAAACAACCCAACGUGCCGCCUCUCAUUGGCUGGCCGCAGGGUCACAUGACCCACACGACCGUCCGUCUAUUUGACAGCCGCAGGAUGGCUUGAUGCCAGAGGGGGAAAAAGGGACAGAGAGAGGGGAGAGAAAGAAAAAUUAGUAUUCUCCUACAAGCCUCUCUAUAAAUCAAUCAUGGAGUCGUACGUGGUGAGCUGUAAAUACGCAGAGCCGCAGUUCCCGCCAUGUGAAGAAGAUUACAGUAAUUUUAGUGACCAAGGGGGGUAUUACAACAGCCCGCAGGACAGUGGUAAUUACGGAGGGGGCUAUCAGCCGAUGCAGCCCCCUCCGCCUCCGUACACACCACAACAAACCGGCUACUCUCUGCAGGGGCACCGCGCGCAGGAUGGAGAGGAGCUGCCGCGGCUCCCAGGUGCCCCCUACCCCAGCUACAGGGAGGCGGGCGCCCCCGAGAAGGAGACGUUCCCCGCCGCCGAUCUGCAGUGCCAGGCCUGGAUGACGUGCGCCAAGAGCGCCCAGGUGCAGAGGAAAGCGGCCUGCCAGGGCAAAGACAAGCCGCCCAUUGUGGUGUACCCGUGGAUGAAGAAAGUGCACGUCGCCCACGUCAAUCCUAAUCACGUCGGUCCGGAGCCUAAGCGCCUGCGGACGGCGUACACGCGCCAGCAGGUUCUGGAGCUCGAGAAGGAAUUCCACUUCAGCCGCUACCUCACGCGCCGCCGCCGCGUGGAGGUGGCCCACGCGCUCUGCCUGUCCGAACGGCAGGUGAAGGUGUGGUUCCAAAAUCGGCGCAUGCGCUGGAAGAAGGACAACAAGCUACCUAACACGAAAGGAAGGAGCAAAAACAAGAAAACGGCGGACAACAGCAACAGCAGCGGCGGCGGCGAGCACGUGAAGGCCGUGAUCACCGCGUGAGCGCCUCCUCCAGAGCGCGCCGCUGCGGGUCGAUCCGCGUCCUGAAACAAUUUGCUUUUAUUUUGAGACAUGUCGAUGCUCUCAAUCCGGUUCCAGAGGUCACAGACGCGCCUGCAUCCACGCUCCG
Oryzias melastigma (Indian medaka) is the source of this 2159-nucleotide messenger RNA. Its product is annotated as homeobox protein Hox-D4b. Gene Ontology annotation, biological process: regulation of transcription by RNA polymerase II; embryonic skeletal system morphogenesis; anterior/posterior pattern specification. Gene Ontology annotation, molecular function: RNA polymerase II cis-regulatory region sequence-specific DNA binding; DNA-binding transcription factor activity, RNA polymerase II-specific. Gene Ontology annotation, cellular component: nucleus. The record is from RefSeq and is a predicted model, not a curated record. The coding region runs from base 1295 to 2032 and encodes 245 amino acids. Lineage: Eukaryota; Metazoa; Chordata; Actinopteri; Beloniformes; Adrianichthyidae. The transcript has 2 exons.